Molecule: messenger RNA, 635 nt
Organism: Gastrolobium bilobum
Lineage: Eukaryota; Viridiplantae; Streptophyta; Magnoliopsida; Fabales; Fabaceae
Exons: 1
Coding region: 5-490 (161 amino acids)
Source: RefSeq, a predicted model, not a curated record
AAAGAUGGAGAAAAUUUCUCAAAUUAAGAGCAAGUUCUUCAAGUUUCUUUCGAAACAACCUAUAACUUCAGUGAGCUUUCGGAGCCCAACAGUGAGUCCUUGUCGAUCACCUACACGCAUCGUUUCAAUAAUUCCCAAGGAAGCUCGAAGAAAGCACAAAGGUGGAAGCUUUAGUGCAAAAGAACCCACCUCCCCCAAAGUCUCGUGCAUGGGUCAAGUUCAGAGCAAGAAGAAUAGGAAGGCCCAGAAACGUAAAAGGGUUCAGCAACCUCCAAAGAAAAACAAUAACUCUGUUCGAUGCCCUGAAAAGAAGAUUCUGCUUUGGAUUUCUAAGGGAAGUGAUAAGGGGAGAAAACAAAGUGGGAAAGGUUUUGUCUCAGAAGAAAAGGCACAAGACACGCUGAAAGCCCCAUCGUUGGAUACGAUGAAGAAAUUCACUAGUGGUAGAGGAUCACUGUAUGAUUUUGAUGUUACACUUGCAGAGAGGUAAUAGCAAAGAUGAUGUAAUGAUUUAUUUUUUUUUAUUUUUUUUUUGUAAAUUGUGACCGAUGUGAUAUUUGGACUUGGUUUACAAGAAAGGUGCACUAGUGGUCCCUUCAAAAAGUCUGGUACAAUAUGUUAUGAUAAUUUAUGAA